GUCGCGGGUUUGGGGAUACCCGCUUGCUGGCCGCACCGUCGCACAGGCAACACGCUACUCCGUUAUUUCGUACCUCUAUUGUUCUAGCCUCGACUUACUUGCCUCAACAACAACAACUUGGGUUUCCCAAAUCCACAUCACACCUCCAGCACCCAUCGUCGCCCUGCCCGCCAUGAAUUACGGCAAAAAGGACGAGGAUGCUGAGACGGGUCUGGUCAAGGUCGACCGGACCCAGGUCUUCCAGGAGGCCCGCCUCUUCAACAACUCCCCCAUUCAGCCGCGCAAAUGUCGUAUCCUCCUCACCAAGAUUGCUCUCCUCCUCUACACCGGCGAAAGAUUCCCGACAAACGAAGCCACGACGCUGUUUUUUGGUAUUUCGAAGCUCUUCCAGAACAAAGAUGCCAGCCUACGACAGAUGGUCCACCUUGUCAUCAAGGAGCUGGCCAACUCGGCCGAGGAUAUUAUUAUGGUUACCAGCACCAUUAUGAAGGAUACUGGCGGUAGUACCGAUGCCAUCUACCGCCCGAAUGCCAUCCGCGCCCUUUGCCGCAUCAUCGAUGCCACCACAGUACAGUCCAUCGAGCGUGUCAUGAAGACGGCCAUUGUCGACAGAAACCCCUCAGUAUCCUCUGCCGCCCUCGUAUCGUCAUAUCACCUUCUCCCCGUCGCCAAGGACGUCGUCAAACGGUGGCAGAAUGAGACCUCGGAAGCGGCAGCUAACACCAAGUCUACCGGCGGUUUCUCCCUCGGUUUCGGAUCUUCCAACAGAGAUCUGCCCAUCAACAGCUCGACUAUGACCCAAUACCAUGCCAUUGGCUUGCUUUAUCAGAUGCGCAUGCACGACAGGAUGGCGUUGGUGAAGAUGGUCCAGCAGUUCGGUGCUCCCGGUGCCGUCAAGAACCCCGCUGCUCUCAUGUUGCUCGUCCGUCUUGCCGCCCAGCUGGCCGACGAAGACCCACACCUUAGGAAGCCCAUGAUGCAGCUGCUGGAUGGCUGGCUCAGGCACAAGAGCGAAAUGGUCAACUUCGAGGCCGCAAAGGCGAUUUGCGAUAUGCGGGAUGUCACCGACGCUGAGGUCACCCAGGCAGUCCAUGUCCUCCAACUUUUCCUUACCUCGCCCCGCGCUGUCACCAAGUUCGCCGCUCUUCGCAUUCUCCACAACUUCGCUUCGUUCAAGCCGGCGGCCGUUGCUGUAUGCAACCCGGACAUUGAGCUCCUCAUCUCCAACAGCAACCGCUCCAUCGCUACUUUUGCCAUUACUACCCUACUCAAGACCGGAAACGAGGCCAGCGUGGAUCGUCUGAUGAAGCAAAUUUCUGGCUUCAUGUCUGAAAUCACCGAUGAGUUCAAGAUUACGAUUGUCGAAGCCAUCCGUACUCUAUGCCUCAAGUUUCCCAGCAAGCAGGCCGGCAUGCUCCAGUUCCUCAGUGGUAUUUUGCGCGAUGAGGGUGGCUAUGAGUUUAAGCGCGCCGUGGUGGAGAGCAUGUUCGAUCUUAUCAAGUUCGUCCCCGAAUCUAAGGAGGAGGCUCUCGCUCACCUGUGCGAGUUUAUUGAGGACUGCGAGUUCACCAAGUUGGCAGUCCGUGUCCUUCACCUCCUCGGUCUUGAGGGACCCAAGACAUCCCAGCCUACCAAGUACAUCCGAUACAUCUACAACCGGGUGGUUCUCGAGAACUCCAUUGUGCGCGCCGCAGCGGUCACUGCCCUUGCCAAAUUUGGUGUCGGCCAGAAAGAUCCUGAAGUCAAGCGCAGCGUAGAGGUUCUCCUCACCAGGUGUCUGGAUGAUGUUGAUGACGAGGUUCGCGAUCGUGCUGCUCUCAACCUCAAGCUUAUGAAGGAAGAGGAUGAGCUUGCGAACAGGUUUGUCAAGAAUGACAGCAUGUUCUCGUUGCCCUUUUUCGAGCAUCAGCUCGUCACGUAUGUUACUUCUGAUGACAGGUCGACAUUCGAGGCGCCUUUCGACAUCUCCAAGAUCCCUGUUGUUACCCGCGAACAAGCAGAUGCCGAGGAUAGGACCAAGAAGCUUACUGCUACGACACCUUCACUCAAGCCACCCAAGGUCGGACCAACCAAGGCGGCUCCCACCAGCGCCGAGGCAGCCGCAUCUGCCUCGGCAGCUGCGCAAAAAUAUGCGCAGGAGUUGAUGCAGAUUCCCGAGAUGGCAGAAUUUGGCGCCGUUCUCAAGUCGUCGCCGGUGGUAGAGUUGACCGAGGCGGAGACCGAAUACGUCGUUGGAGUUGUCAAGCAUAUUUUCAAGGAGCAUAUUGUGCUCCAGUACGAGGUCAAGAACACCCUUCCCGACACCGUAUUAGAGAACGUCUCUGUCGUAGCUACUCCCGCGGAAGAAGAGCUUGAAGAAUUAUUCAUUAUUCAGGCUGAGAAGCUCGAGACCGACGUUCCUGGAAAGGUAUAUGUGGCAUUCAGAAAGGUCAGCGGUGAGGGUUCGCUACCAGUUAGCACCUUCUCCAACGUCCUCAAGUUCACCAGCAAGGAGAUUGAUCCCAGCACCGGUGAGCCUGAAGAAACCGGCUACGAUGACGAGUACGAGGUUGCCGAGUUUGACCUGGCGGGAAGCGACUAUGUCAUUCCCGUAUUUGCCAGCAACUUUGCGCACAUCUGGGAGCAGGUUGGCGCUUCUGGGGAAGAGGCGGAGGAGACAUUGCUACUCAGCAGCAUGAAGAGCAUAUCAGACGCAACCGAACAACUAGCAAAGACUUUGUCGCUACAACCCCUUGAAGGAACAGAUGUACCCCUCAACCAGACCACACAUACGCUCAAGCUCCUCGGAAAGACCGUCAACGGCGGCAGAGUGGUUGCCAACGUCCGUAUGGCUUUCUCGGCCAAGUCGGGUGUUACUACCAAGAUCACUGUCAGGAGUGAGGAGGAAGGUGUGGCUGCUUUGAUCGUGGCGUCUGUUGCUUAAAGAGCUUAAUGAAACGGGCGAGGUAUCAACUAUGCCCUUGGCUUUGAUAACUUGAGGGAUGUUCGUUGUUUGGUGUUAGCUUGUUGUCCGUAUGGCGUUUUACCCCAAACUUAGUACUCUAUUAUUAGUCGCGUCAUACUAUCUGGUAGAGAAAGACAGAAUUACGUUCUUUCUUCUGGAUAGCAUGAGAGUUCUGUAGGUGCUGUGUUGGCUGCUCACACUAUGAACAAAACCGCGAGAUAUCUGAUUAUACUGUUCGUCCUGCCAGGGUCGAUCUCGGGGUCUUUAAUCUUUUCGAUCUUGUACUCCCUUCACACUGGUAGGGUGAUGAACUAGCGAUCUGCUGAAGAUGAUCUACCUGAGUUCAAUAACAUAAGCAGUUAGGCAAGGAACACUAAAAGAUCAGUUUGUCAACCAUAAACUGUGUACAUACU
Messenger RNA from Neurospora crassa OR74A, 3357 nucleotides. Its product is annotated as coatomer subunit gamma. Gene Ontology annotation, cellular component: endoplasmic reticulum-Golgi intermediate compartment; endoplasmic reticulum; COPI vesicle coat. Lineage: Eukaryota; Fungi; Ascomycota; Sordariomycetes; Sordariales; Sordariaceae. Gene Ontology annotation, biological process: intra-Golgi vesicle-mediated transport; protein secretion; intracellular protein transport. Bases 173 to 2923 code for a protein of 916 amino acids. Gene Ontology annotation, molecular function: structural molecule activity. The transcript is spliced from 5 exons. The record is from RefSeq and is a predicted model, not a curated record.